AUGCCCCCGACGGGGCUCAUCUACUCCAUAGUAGCGCGCAUUCGCAUACAAUGUCUUCUGAUUGCGCUCUUCUUUCUCUGCGGAGCUGCAAUAUUCAGCAUCAGUUUCUUUACACGCUAUUCAGAAUCAUUUCAACUACCGUUUGUAUCAUCAGAUGAGCGUCUUCGAGUCUUACCAACGGACAACUCAUCGAAGGGUGGCAAGGGUGGCAACUCUACACUGGGCUUCGAUGCAAUCUAUUAUAUCAAUUUGCCACAUCGAUACGAUCGCCUUGAUGCUUUGUCCCUUCAAUCAUAUCUUUCCGAUAUCGACAUAGUCGAAUCAUUGGCGGUAGAUGGAGACACACUACGCGACGAUGGCCUACCACCUAUGAAGGACCUUGACUCUUUGAGCAAAGGCGCAAAGGGAUGUUGGAGAGCACAUGCCAAUAUUUGGGCCAAAAUGCUUAGAGACAAAACGCAGAGCGUAUUGGUUAUAGAAGCAGAUGCGACAUGGGAUAUCCACAUACGAAAGAUCUCGGAAAUCGCCGCGGACCACGUGUCUCAAUACAUCCUUCACAAUAAUAUGACACGAUUGCCAACCCAGCUUGUCCAAAACUUCUCAGACACUUCUGUGGCAACGCCACCGCCCAGAUCUCCUGCUGAUCCAUGGCUAAGGGAGUAUUGGGAUGUACUCAGCCUUGGCGCCUGCCAUGAAAGCGUGCCAAAGCAGAAUUCAACUGCUAAUAUUAUAUACCGGGAUCCGCACGCACCUACAGGCAUAACGUUUGCAGGUCAAGAGUUGCAUCGAGAAAGGGCUAUAUAUGCGGCCUCAAGCAUGAUCUGCACUACUGCAUAUGCAGUCAGCUUGACUGGGGCAGCUAAGCUGCUUCUACGAUCGGCGUUGAACCUCGACGCUCCAGUGGAUUUACUAAUGUCCCAGAUGAUAGGGGAAGGGAAGUUACAGACACUGAGCGUAUUCCCACCCAUCAUGGGACAAUGGACAUACGUUAACAAUAUCGGCAUGAAUGAACGUGGGUCUAACAGUGACAUUUUGGGCAACAGUGACAACUCCAAUAAUGAUAGUGGCGAUAUGACAGGUUGGGACGACGCUAUGAGCGCUCACAAUAUCUGGAAAACAAAAGACUAUCACGAAAACACCGCCUUUGAGGAGAUGGCGCUUCAGGUCGCCUGGAAGCAUAUAUUUUCUAGCGAACUUUGA
Beauveria bassiana ARSEF 2860 is the source of this 1200-nucleotide messenger RNA. Its product is annotated as glycosyltransferase family 25. NCBI's taxonomy places the organism in Eukaryota, Fungi, Ascomycota, Sordariomycetes, Hypocreales, Cordycipitaceae. Bases 1 to 1200 code for a protein of 399 amino acids. The record is from RefSeq and is a predicted model, not a curated record. The transcript has 2 exons.